This is a messenger RNA of Fonsecaea nubica, 1722 nucleotides long. RefSeq lists its product as hypothetical. Bases 1 to 1722 code for a protein of 573 amino acids. The transcript is spliced from 3 exons. The record is from RefSeq and is a predicted model, not a curated record. NCBI's taxonomy places the organism in Eukaryota, Fungi, Ascomycota, Eurotiomycetes, Chaetothyriales, Herpotrichiellaceae.
AUGGACGACCGCGGAUUCAUUUUAGACGGCGAUGCCACUGCGCAGGAUGUCUACAGCACCCUCCAUGGCGACGAGAUCCGCACCUUGCUACUCGCUCCAGGCGAUAAGGGCAGCCCUAUCCACUGUGAGCUGCAGGUGGUACCGUCUCCCAAAAGUACUCAAUUCGAAGCCCUGUCCUACGUCUGGGGCGAAACCAUCCCCUCCAAAGUCAUCUCGUGCAAUGGCUUUGACUUUCCCGUCACUGAGUCUCUAUAUACGGCGCUUUCUCAUCUGCGGUACCCGGAUGCCUGGAGAAGACUAUGGGUGGACCAGCUCAGCAUCAAUCAGAGUCAAGGAGAGGAGGUGAUGAAACAAGUUGGAUUAAUGGGAAGUCUGUAUUCCUCUGCGUGCCGUGUCAUUGUCUGGCUCGGCAAGUAUGACCAGAAGAUGGCUCUGGCCUUUGAACUGCUCCAGGAGACCUCUCUGAGUUUGAGUCUGGUGCGAUCCGACUUUCUGAAUUCGUCGAGUGGUCCCUCGACGCCCCGAACAAGAUCCCUCACCCCACGGGGCACAUCUAAGUCUCCCCGAAUGUCGCGAUAUCUCAGCCGUGCAUCGGGCUCGCGGGAAAGCCUCAGCAGCCUCUCCUCCUCAACCUCUAGCCUUAAUAGCUUGUCGUCUCCCCGGCCUAAGAACCGACGACACAGCACCCCUCCCACGUUGAAGCAUGCACUGUCGAUUUUUCAACAUGUGUACUUCACGAGGAAGUGGACAUUCCAAGAGAUCAUUCUGGCGAACGCCGCGAUCGUCUGCUGUGGCGACCUCGAAAUGGCAUGGAGUGACUUGUCUCUUUGGUACUUCCAUUAUGCUUCCAAAUUACGCAGCUCGAGUCUCUUGUACGACUCGGACGGUUUCUUUGAAAACAUUCUGACCGUUAGAAACGAGCUGGAAAAGGGCACACUGAAGCUGAGUAAGUUGCUCAUGCUGACCAGGCCAAGGACGAGCACGAAACCCGAAGACGCCAUCUAUGCCUUACUGGGUUUGAUGCCUGAUCUGCUCGAGGCUUUGAAGUCGAGACCGGGUAUUCCGCAGUCUUCAGGGACGUUAUCUUCCCAGGAGGAGGAUUUAUUUUACCUCUAUCUGAAGGUCUUUCUGUACUGCAUCGAUAAAGAGAACGACUUGGCUAUCAUCAGUGCCGCUGGCAGGUACAGGACCAACAUCCCAGCAGCCUGGCCAGGCUGGUUGCCGGACUGGAGACACUCCCUGCCGCUUCGACCCUUGAUCCUCACGGACUCUACAGAUCUCGAUUCAGAAGAUGCCUUUACCGAAAGCCCACCCAGAUCUGCCUCAUCCAUAUCGCAAGCUGGACAAUCGCCUAUCUACAGGUUGAAUCUCCUGCCAGGUUUGACAACUUCAUCGAUGCCGGCCAAAGCCUUUCUGACGGUAUUUGGUGUCCGAAUUGGCUGUCUGAUUACGCGUUCGCUCUCUUGGCCCAGCGUCUUCCUCGUCGCCGACUCGCUAGCCCAGACUUUGUUGAUCAGCAGAGCCGACGGAGGCCAAUUCACUCAGCCACUUGCAUCCCUCGCGCCAACAUUUUCCAACAAGCAGCAAAAAUCAAGCCAUGCUGCACAUCAUGGGCUCGAACAGGGAUAUGCGGCAUCUUUGCUACAGGCGUCACUCAGAAAUGGCGCACAAUGUCGUCCUAUCAUUUUCUUGAUGUUCACCAAGCAAGUGCGACGUCGGUGA